AGCGCCGAAAAUAUUGAAGCUGCGAAUGUGUUGUGAAGCACAAUUUAACGCAUAAUUUCCCUUUUUCUCCUUGUAAGUUGUACGGUAAACAGUGGUUUAUUUAUAGGUUAUGGUCAAGCGGCUUCGGGCGCUGUGAAGGAUUGCAUUCAGUUUUCUUGUCGGAACAACAAUCGGUGGUCGUUAAAAUGGACUUCAACGCUCUGCUUCAACAAGCACAAAAGCUAACCCACGAAACGCAGGUUUCCGAUGAUUUGCCACGGGUGGAACGUACAUUGCCGCAAGUGCUUCAAGCGACGCAGGAACUUCAUUCCCGGGUCACCCAGACCGGUGCCCAGGAUAUGCAGGCCCACAUCCUGCUAGGCUCGAAUGGUAUUGAUUUGCCCAAAAUAUCGCAAAAGCUAGAGACGCUAAGCUCGCGCAAAACAUUCGAACCGCUCGAUCCCAUCGCGACAACCGAUGUGCAGAACUUUCUUCGGAACGAGAAAGAAAAUGCCAUAUUGGCGGUUAUAGAAGAGGUGCACAAAAAUUCAUGUCUUUCGGCGGAAACACAAAAAUGGGAUCAUAUGAUAAACGACUGGAAGCAGGAAAAGGUGAAGCUCAUGAAUGCGCUAAUUGGCCCCUCGCAAAACUGGAUCGACAUACGCAAAGGUCCCGAGCAGACGGUUCUGAAUGAAGGCACUUUCGGUGGUCGGUCAUCGUUGAACAGCCAGGAAAUGGCGUACGCCCGUGAGGUGCAUGAGUACAAUAAGCUCAUCUGUGAGGGAGCAAUGCGCCCUUCGUUGAUACAACGUUUUGCGCAGGUUGCGGAGACAUUCAAUGAUUCGCGUAUCACCGAUGUCUGGGAAGUUAUGAAGUUCAUGACAAAUGUGACGCCAAUUCCUCGAAGUCAGGAUCCACUGAUGGUUCGCUGUGCACAGCAUCUUUUCAUCGAUCAAGCGAAGCGCUAUCUGGAAAGCCGCUACAAGCUGUUCAUGCAAACGGUCGUCUCGGAGCAUCUGCGAGAAGCACGUCGUGGCGGUGUUCCAAGUCUGCUCAACUUGGUGGGAUCAUUUGUGGGACUCAAGCUGUCCACCACAACACUCAAUUCAUCCUUCAUGGGACUGCAGGAUGGUGAGGUUGACGGAAAACCUCUGUGGCCGAUGGUGUACUAUUGUUUGCGCUGCGGAGAUAUCGCUUCCGCGCUCAAGUGUAUGCAAGUGGCCGGCCAGGGCCAUGAGGAUCUAACCGCGAUACUGGAGGAAAAAUGCCACAAUCCUAAUCAGAAGCCUUCCCCUCGACUGGAGCUGCAGAUCCGUAUGCAGUACAAGCGGCAAAUACGGAACGCUACCGAUCCGUACAAGCGGGCCGUUUACUGCAUCGUUGGGUGCUGUGACGUACAGGAGGCGCACGCUGAUAUCGCCUCAACGACGGACGAUUUUCUGUGGAUUAAGCUCUCGCUCAUUCGAACGGAGGGUGACGAUAACUCGGAACAUCUAACGUGCUCGGGAUUGCAGAGCAUGAUACUAGAACAGUACGGGGAAAAACACUACAACGCUAGCGAACAGCCUCAUUUGUACUUUCAGCUACUAGCACUGACCGGCCAGUACGAGGCGGGUGUUGAAUUCUUAUCACGCUUCGAGAAGUAUCGUGUCCAUGCGGUCCAUAUCGGGUUGGCGUUGAACGAGCUGCACAUGAUUGGUGGGCCGCGUAAUCUACAGGAACCGCUGCUAUCGGUUGACAUCAUGGACCCGCAACCGAUGCGCCGUCUCAAUCUAGCACGACUGAUUAUGUUGUACGUGAAAAAGUUCGAAAUCACUGACCCCUCGGAGGCGCUCCACUAUUUCUUCUUCUUGCGCAAUCUGAAGGACAGCGAGGGUCGGAAUUUGUUCCUCGUCAGCGUUGCGGAUCUUGCCAUCGAGUGCCGCGACUUCGACCUCCUAUUCGGCCGUAUGCAACGGGAUGGAAUACGGACCCGUGGGCUGAUCGAUCAGUUCGAAAGUGUUCAAGUCGAUACGCAAGUCGUUUGCGAGAUGGUUGCGGAAAAGUUCGUCAAAAAAGGCAUGUUCGAGGAUGCCAUUCGGAUGUUUGACCUGGCUUCGCAGCAAGAACAGGCGCUGCGCCACACAUCCAUAUUACUUUCCCAGGUGGUGCAUCACGUGAACAAGGAAGGCUCGCUGCGGCAACGCGUGCAACGUAUGGCGAACGAUUUCGCUGAGCGCUACACGGGGGUCGAGAAAAACUGUGACCCCCAGACAUGGUCAACGUUUAACUUGCUGAAAGAGCUGGCCACUUUCUUCGACUAUUACCACGGGAAGAAUCAUCAAUCGGCCAUGGACGUGCUCGAGCGCAUCAAGCUGGUGCCGCUCCGCAUGUCCGACCUGGACGCUUCGGUACACAAUUUCAAGCGGCUGUCUGGGGAAGUGUGUAAAGUUAUUCCUGAUUUGCUGCUGGCGACGAUGGACAUUGCCUACACCAAGUACAAAGCGAUGAAAGGAAAGGAAGUUGGCAAAUUCGAUGACCUCGGCAAAAAGAACCAACUGAGCUAUCUUCGCGAACAAGCAAAAGCUCUGACAAAUAUGGCCGCGAUGGUGCCGUAUCGUAUGCCCGGUGACACCAACAGCAGGCUCAUUCAAACGGAGAUUCUGAUGCAUUGAGGAAACGGGCCCAUCGCUCAUCAGAUUGACCCUUAUCAAUUCAUCGAAAUAAAUCUUAACCUUACGUUAAUAAUGAACAAAAUGAGUACGCACGC
Messenger RNA from Anopheles coustani, 2728 nucleotides. RefSeq names its product nuclear pore complex protein Nup93-1-like. Gene Ontology annotation, cellular component: nuclear pore. The coding region runs from base 186 to 2633 and encodes 815 amino acids. The record is from RefSeq and is a predicted model, not a curated record. NCBI's taxonomy places the organism in Eukaryota, Metazoa, Arthropoda, Insecta, Diptera, Culicidae. Gene Ontology annotation, biological process: protein import into nucleus; poly(A)+ mRNA export from nucleus. The transcript has 6 exons. Gene Ontology annotation, molecular function: structural constituent of nuclear pore.